Messenger RNA from Coregonus sp. 'balchen', 39992 nucleotides. The record is from the annotation of a GenBank genome assembly. NCBI's taxonomy places the organism in Eukaryota, Metazoa, Chordata, Actinopteri, Salmoniformes, Salmonidae.
AUGGUGAAGCACCAACCCCUGCAGGUCUAUGAGAGGCAGCUGUGUUUGUCAUGUCUUACAGGGAUCUAUGGGUGCCGCUGGAAACGGUACCAGCGGUCACAUGAUGACACCACCAAGGUGAGUUCUGCCUAGCAGACCUUACUUUCGUACCUAAAUGACCAUAAUGGACAUGGUGUACAGGUGUCUCUCUAUGGCAGUUAUUUCUGGAAGAUCUAUUAUAACCCAAAUGUCUGUUGGUUGAAGGGAGCGAGUGUAAUCGAUUGGUAGCAGUCCACUUUUUUUCUUUUUCCGUGCCAGUUCACUGCAGGAUUACAGCACCACACUGCAUCUUAUAUCUCACUAUUAAUUAAAAACACUCAAAUUUGGCGUGUGUGAGCGUGCAGUGCAUGUGGGCAGGACUCCUCUCCUAUGCCAUCCAUUACCCUACACCCCUCAAACUCAACUCUGGACCUCGAAGCCAGUUCCACUGCAUUUUUUCAUUGUUCCCUUCUAAUGAGGGACUGAUUUAGACCUGGACACCAGGUGUUUGCAAAUAAUUAUCAGGUAGAACAGAAAACCAGCAGGCUCCGGACCUCAUAGGGUAAGAGUUGAGUACCCCUGCUAACCAAAUCUUUCAAGAUGUAUUGAUAAAGAGCCAUGUAGGCCUUUCUCUAACCAGAUAACCUUGCAGCCCAUCCCUUCCCUAAUAACCUGUCCUUGGGCUCUCACUGGAGGUGUCUUUGGCCUUGUGACUGUGUUUAAGCCUGUAAGUGCUGCAGAUAGUAGUAUUUGAUAUUUUUUUUAUUAAGCAUUCAGAGCCUCCCCUUGGUCACAUUCAUCGCAGCCUUUAUUUGUCUAAGUGGGUUUUUCUGUAAUGCUAUGCAGCCCAGGUCUGUCUGUCAGUGAUUUAGUACCGCAUGAGAAGAAACUCAGAGAGAGCAUGAGGGCAGGAGCACUAUAGUCCAUCACCUUGCUAGCCUGGGACAUGGAGACAGAGCUGAGGGGGCUGAAACGUGUGUGAAAUAUGACGUACCAUACAUGUUUUAUAUGGCAUAUAAAUGUGAUCUAAGGCUUGGAAGGAUCCAUAUGGGGAGAGAGAAAAGGAAAAUGCACCAUUCCCUCAGCGGUGUUGCAUACAAUUUGACACAUCAUAACAUGCGUUGCAGUGUCAUUAUACAACUCCUGUGCACCUCAAACGAAAAUAUGUCCAACUACCCUUUUUCUAUUUAUAGGAAUGAGCUCUCAUCCUGUGAGCUUUACUUGCAGGCUCUGGUGGAUGGAUGAGCUAUAUGUUUUGACCUUUCUUUCCUACCCUAUUUGCCCUCAGGAAGGGAAUGCUGCAUGAGUUCUUUAAACCUUCCGAUAGACGGAACACAUUAGUAUUUGACUUGACCAAGGCCACAUUAAAAGAAAAUCAGCACAGAGAGAAACAACAAAAUUAUAUGGAUUUUUUUCAUCCUUCGAUGGGAAUACUAUCCCGUGGCUCUGUUUCCUGUCUCUGAGACUGGUAGAUAUGGUACUGCAGAGUCAGCUGUGUGUGUGCGCAGCCUUGGCCACCAUGGCUAUGUGUGGCGGUCACUUUGACCCGCUGGGGGAGAAUCGGCCAAUCAGCAGCCUGUCUGUGCACAGUACCACAGGAUUAUAUUGGACCUUCCAUGGUGCUACUCUGAGUCUUUGCCAGUCUACUCCUCUGCCAGAAUCUGCAUCCCAACCUCACACCCCAACUAUGCCAUGUUUCAGUAGCUUAUUUUUCUGGGUCCGCCCACGCCUAUUAUUGAAGUACUGUACAUUUGAAUGCUGCUAACUAAGCAUGAAUAAAAACUCAGUGACGGAAAUAUAACAGUAAAAAUUCAGUUAAAUUGGAUGUCCGUUUAUGCAGCUCCAACAGCCGUGGCCCUAGGGCUACAGCAUCAAAGGGUCUCUGCAGACAUGGACUGACAUCCAGGCCAACAUUGAAUACAAUUAUGUCCCUCAUGGCAGAACAGACACACAGUCACUCAUUGCCAAAAUCCCUUUAACUAUGGCUGCUGUGCUGCCUUGUAAUGGAGGCCUAGAGUCAUCUUACAUUGGGAGAUUGCCUGUUUGUGUGCCAGCACUGCCAGGUCAGAUGACGUCCAUACUGUAGAUGCAUCUUUAAUGAUGUAAGUGCCCAAUCAGUGUUGGUAUCAGUUACAUGUGAUGUGUGAACCUGACAGGCAGCAUCACUGAACCGUGACCAUGAGAAACCCAAGGUCUCGCUGAGACAUGGACUCCCUUCAAAAUGCCCAGAUUCAGAACAGAACUAAUAAUAGAAGUGGUUGCUGUCAUCUCUCCUCUCAGAGCUGGAUAAUGAACAGGCCAGUUUGCCUGAGCCUCCCUCUCUUUGUGAACCUGGCCUCUGUGUGUGUUGGAGUGGUUUGUAGAAAGGCUGCCCAUGUCACUGGCACUUCAAGCUGAUCUGGCCUCUGUAAUAAUUGAGUUCUUCCAUUUAGCCAGUCUUUACCUGGAGCACAAUGGGUCUAGAAAUAGGAACGAGCAUCAUUCUGUGGCCUUGGUCUGUCAAAUGACGUACAGGGACAUGUGAAGUAGAAAUCCUGUUUUCAAAUCACUCGCUACCAUCGCUGUUUUACUUCACAACUAAAGACUGCACUAGACUAAAAAACCAGGCGUGGCACAUUCUAAUAUGGCAGAGAACAUUCAGCCAACAUCAUGCAGGAAACAUUUUCUGAGCAGAAUGUAAAUUAUGAAUUUCACUCCCCUGCCUUGCUAACUCUCUUCUGUCUUCCUCUCAAGUCUUCCAUUAACUUUUUAGUUCCCUACAGAAUGAAAGGUCAAAAGCUUCAACACCUCUGCAUGUUUACAGGCUGUCAGAGCUGUAGAAGUUACUGAGACACAAGUUAACAAGCGUUUAGGAGGAUGUCUCUAUAUUCCUGUGGGACAGGGCCAGGAGCACCUUAGAACACAAACAGUGAUGUACAUUGACAGUGUGUUGGUGGGCCCAGGAGCAUUCUGGGAUGCAGGUGCAUAUCCAGCACUCAUCCUCAGAAUGCUGGCAGAGGCCAAUGGCGUGUCACUGUGUGAUGAAUCUUUUCUGUGAGAUGACUAAACCAGCAGCCUCUAGGUUAGCUGAAUGAGGGGACGAUGGUGAUAGUCUGUCAUGAUUGUUAGUAAAGCUUUAGAGGAACUACAAAUCACAGUCCUAGGUUUUCUAAUGUCUGAUAAUUUUAAUGAUGGAAAUGUAUUUUAAUUGUAAUUUGAUUACUUGAAAUUAAAUUUGUUUGAGUCAUUUGAUUUAAGCACUACGUUCAUAUAAGACAUUCAGUCAAGCAAUUACAGUUUUUUUUUUUCAACCACGCCACACGUUUCUUGUUAACAAACUAUAGUUUUGGCAAGUCGGUUAGGACAUCUACUUUGUGCAUGACACAAGUAAUUUUUCCAACAAUUAUUUACAGACAGAUUAUUUCACUUAUAAUUCACUGUAUCACAAUUCCAGUGGGUCAGAAGUUUACAUACACUAAGUUGACUGUGCCUUUAAACAGCUUGGAAAAUUCCAGAAAAUGAUGUCAUGGAUUUAGAAGCUUCUGAUAGGCUAAUUGACAUAAUUUGAGUCAAUUGGAGGUGUACCUAUGGAUGUAUUUCAAGGCCUACCUUCAAACUCAGUGCCUCUUUGCUUGACAUCAUAGGAAAAUCAAAAGAAAUCAGCCAAGACCUCAGAAAAAAAACUGUAGACCUCCACAAGUCUGAUUCAUCCUUGGGAGCAAUUUCCAAACGCCUGAAGGUACCACGUUCAUCUGUACAAACAAUAGUAUGCAAGUAUAAACACCAUGGGACCACACAGCCGUCAUACCGCUCAGGAAGGAGACGCGUUCUGUCUCCUAGAGAUGAACGUACUUUGGUGCGAAAAGUGCAAAUCAAUCCCAGAACAACAGCAAAGGACCUUGUGAAGACCUAGUCUCCUGAGUGGCGCAGUGGUCUAAGGCACUGCAUCGCAGUGCUAACUGUGCCACUAGAGAUCCUGGUUCGAAUCCAGGCUCUGUCGCAGCCGGCCGCGACCGGGAGACUCAUGGGCAGCGCACAAUUGGCCCAGCGUCGUCCAGGGUAGGGGAGGGAAUGGCCGGCAGGGAUGUAGCUCAGUUGAUAGAGCAUGGCGUUUGCAACGCCAGGGUUGUGGGUUCGAUUCCCACGGAGGGCCAGUAUAAAAAUAAAAUAAAAUAAAAAUGUAUUCACUAACUGUAAGUCGCUCUGGAUAAGAGCGUCUGCUAAAUGACUAAAAUGUAAAUGUAAAUGUAAGAUGCUGGAGGAAACAGGUACAAAAGUAUCUAUAUCCACAGUAAAAUGAGUCCUAUAUCGACAUAACCUGAAAGGCCGCUCAGCAAGGAAGAAGCCACUGCUCCAAAACCGCCAUAAAAAAAGCGGACUACGGUUUGCAACUGCACAUGGGGACAAAGAUCGUACUUUUUGGAGAAAUGUCCUCUGGUCUGAUGAAACAAAAAUAGAACUGUUUGGCCAUAAUGACCAUCGUUAUGUUUGGAGGAAAAAGGGUGUAGCUUGCAAGCCAAAGAACACCAUCCCAACCGUGAAGCACGGGGGUGGUAGCAUCAUGCUGUGGGGGUGCUUUGCUGCAGGAGGGACUGGUGCACUUCACAAAAUAGAUGGCAUCAUGAGGAAGGAAAAUUAUGUGGAUAUAUUGAAGCAACAUCUCAAGACAUCAGUCAGGAAGUUAAAACUUGGUCGCAAAUGGGUCUUCCAAAUGGACAAUGACCCUAAGCAUACUUCCAAAGUUGUGGCAAAAGGGCUUAAGGACAACAAAGUCAAGGUAUUGGAGUGGCCAUCACAAAGCCCUGACCUCAAUCCUAUAGAAAAUGUGUGGGCAGAACUGAAAAUGUGUGUGCGAGCAUGGAGGCCUACAAACCUGACUCGGUUACACCAGCUCUGUCAGGAGGAAUGGGCCAAAAUUCACCCAACUUAUUGUGAGAAGCUUGUGGAAGGCUACCCAAAACUUUUGACCCAAGUUAAACAAUUUAAAGGCAAUGCUACCAAAUACUAAUUGAGUGUAUGUAAACUUCUGACUUCAACUGUAUAUUAAUACCCUUUGGUGGAGGUCAUGAUCAGUUGUCUUUGAAAAGAAAUUUACUGGUAACCUUUGUGCUAAUAGCUCCUUGUCUACCCGUCUCUAUAGUUCAAUAAUCAUAUGUAUGAACCGUUCAGUCAGUCUGCACUCACUUCCAGUAGUGCUGACAUUCAAACAAGUCCUCUAUUAAUAUUGGGCGAGGAGGGGAAUAGCCUAAUCUUCCUGAAUCCUGUCUCUCUCCAAAGGGAAAUGUGUUCUGUCUGUCAGUUUUAAUCCCUCUCCGGCUGUCUGUCUACUCUACCCAGAUUCUCUGGGAGUUCGCUCGUUUCACAGUGGCAGGAGGGGACUGUUUACACACUAUAAUUGCUGACUGUUUUGAGGGGAAUUAUUCCAUGUAGACGUGUUAUUAAAGUCUGUACAGCCCUUCCAACAACAUAAACAACAGCCAGGCCUGGCUGCCAAACUAGCCCCGUGUUUUCCUUUAUAGACUAGCCUAUUAGGUGGUUUUCUGUUGUCAUCAACCAAAUGGCUAAUGCCUUGUCAUGUCCUUUGUGUGUGUGUGUGUGUGUGUGGAGCUAAGCAAUGAAAGAUUGAUAUGACACCAAUCAUAUUUGGAUGUUUCUCGUUAGUUAAGUACUUUUCACCAGCUCUUGGCACUGUUAGUGUAAAGACAUUCUAUGGGUUUGUGCUUUUUAAAAGAAGGAUACAAACUUCUAGAGAAUGUUUGAAGCACUGUUUUUCAUUUUGUUUACCAUAAUCAUAUAGCUUUCAUUGGUUGGUGGAAGUGUAGGCUACCUUCUAGUAGAUGUUAUGUCCAAAAGGCUAACCAGAGAGAACAUACUUUCAGCAGUAGUGUGACUCUUACCACAUUCAAUGUGAUUUAUCAGAGGCCGUAUUCUCUCCCUUGUGCUAGUGUUCAGAGAGUUCAGCCAGGCCGUGAGGUUACCAAGUUCUCCAAUGUUUUCCUGAACUUUUCCAGAACUUCAGAUAUGAGCGUCCAAGGACAACACAACAUGCUGUUUCAUAUCAAGAGCUGACCAAGAACAGGGAAGAGCAAAAUCUCUAGGGCAUCAUUGUAUCAUAUUAUUUGUAGCUAUGAGGUCAGCAGCUCCACAGAGCUGAAGAGGCCGUUCUGUUCUGUAAUAAGUGAAGCCACGGCCAGUUGGCCAGCUGGUGCUCCUGACAGUUCUGUCAUUACUGGAGAGAGGUUGGAGGAACAGAGGGCUGGAACCCUCUAACCCUGGUCUUUUCAGGGUAAUGCUGUUGGUCUGAUAGGUGGAGCUGGGUGGGGAAACACACUAAUGAUUUUCCACAGUAGCAGGAGUUGUGAAGGGAUUAGGGCUGCGAGGGACAUUCAGUGACAACCCCACCAGCUGCUAGUCUGGCCCAGGACACUCAGCCAGGACACCAAGGAGACAGGGGGAGAGACUGGGGCAGACCACUGCCUGAGGAAAGGGUGGGUGAUGGUGGGGAGGACACAUUAUCUCUGUGUUGUGGUCUGUGUCCCUCUCUCUGUGGCUAGCACUCUCUCUAGCCCUAUCCCUAUCUCACUCACUCACUCAGCUAGCUGUAGCUUAUGCUUUCGGUACUAGAUUCAUUCUCUGAUCCUUUGAUUGGGUGGACAACAUGUCAGUUCAUUCUGCAAGAGCUCUGAUAGGUUGGAGGAUAUCCUCCGGAAGUUUUCAUAAUUCAUCUGUAAGUCUAUGGAAAGGGGUGAGCCUCCUAGGUUUUGUAUUGAAGUCAAUGUACCCAGAGGAGGACAGAAGCUAGCUGUCCUCCAGCUACACCAAGGUGCUACCCUACAGAGUGCUGUGGAGGCUACUGUAGACCUUCAUUGCAAAACAGUGUGUUUUAAUAAAUGUAUUUGACGUGUAUAUAUUUUGUAUAGUUUUAUCUAAAAAUGAUUUAUUUUGGUCCUCCCCUAACUCCUCUGAGGAGCCUCCACUGUUCCACACGUACGUACAUACUAUAAACUCGAUCCACAGAAAUACUACUUUUUCACAUCAACAGUCCUCGGGCUAAAUGGUAUCCAAUCCUUCAAAUACAAAAUCCCAAAUUGUGUAGGUUCCAUGACGCUUAUUGAAUGCACUUACUGAACACUUUGAAUGAUGCUUAUUUCACAUGGCAAGGCUGUGCAAGCAAGAUAAGGUGUGAGGAUUAACCCACCCAUUACUCAUCACAUACACACAUCAUGGAAACACGCUAUCACCUGCCAGAAGGCACACUUGCAAAUAUCCAUAUAAAUGUGUCGACCGUUUUAUCCUAGAGAACCAAUUCCUCCUAGAAUUCACACACUCCUCAAUCUCAUAGUAUAAUGCUCUGGUUAGCUUCUGUACAUCAAAACUGUGCAUCUGUCCAGUCCUGUAUUAAAACGCACAUCACCACUUAACACUACGGUCCAAAGUGUAUUAUCACAUAAUUAUCUGGAAUGUGCCAAACAAGAGGGGGAGAGAGACAUUACGUUGAAGUCAUAGGCUAGGUUGUAGCAACCUCAUGAUGAGUAUAGGGAACAUGUGAUUAUCAUGUCGUAGCCUAAACCUAUCCACGUUAAACUGGUUGAAUGGAAUAUGAAUGACAGUCAUCCAAUAUGCUGUAAUAGAAAUAAGGCCAUGCUCAUAAAUAAAUAAAAAAUCCUCCCUCAUCUUAAACCGCACUGACUGCCACUGAUGUGGAAUCUCUAGUCUAGCAGCAUUCAUUAUAAUUUUUAUGAUUGUCUCGUGGGAGGACUCUCUAGCUUGCUGACCUGCAGUGAAGGUGGAUUGUGCUGUGCGCCAUGCUAGGUGUGGGUGUGCUUGAUCAAUGUCUUCCAUGCAGCCAAAUGCUGGUAGGUCCAUCUGUAGUCAUAAUGACACUAUAGUAGCCUAGACUCCUAGCAGGCACUGGGAGGUAACGAGAGGAGGUGACGCCACGAGAGACAAGCCAGUAGAAUCAUAAUACACUACACUGCUGGCUGUUUAGAUGGAGCCACUGGAGAAUAGUGGAGAAUACCCUGCUAGUCUUGGCGCUAGCAGGUACGAAGGGAAUUGGAUUGCAUGCAAGCACCUUUUUGUGGAGUAGCCCCAGUUUGGGCACAGCACAGCAAGAUGCCCUUAAACCUAAACAUAUAUAUUGCUUCACCAAAACUAAAGGCGUUAUACCUAAACUGAUCAGAAGAAAGCUUCUGUAAUGAGUAGAGCUCUUUUCUAACCAUUUUGAAUUAUUCAUUUAAACAAUUUUGAAAAUGGCGUUCGGCUGUACAUGCAAAUAUAUGGUAUUUAAGUGAAAGCAUGACAUUUUCUGCAAUCUCCUAAUUUUUGGUUCUGAGUGACAGCCAGACUGCUCUGUCUGAUUUUCUUUUGCAGUAAUUCUAGUGUUUAGGGUUCCACAGAAGAUAAUUAUCCCCUGGUCCUUUUUAUCCCUCUAUGUUGGUCAAUGAGGCUUCGGCUAUGAUGUAUUCCAUCCUAAUUCAGCUGCCUGCCUGCCUGCCUAGUGCCCUUCAGCCAAGCAGCACAGCAAUUUUCAUGGCAUUUCAAAAAAUAUAAAUUCUUUUUUUGUCCCCGGUAGAGGAAAGUCAUUUCCUCUCCCCGCUCCCACUAGAAGAGUACAAGGCUGAAUCAGUCUGCUCUGUUGGGUUUGAAAACCUCUCAUUCAGUACAAUCUAAACCUUUUAUUUCCCCUCAGACCCAUUAAAUACGUUGACAAUUUUUUUUCUGACCCCUCUUGACUGGUAGAUGAUGUAGACCAUUUAACCGCAAUUUAACACAAAUGUCUUGUGGUAAAUAUAACAAGGUUGCAUCCCUCAUGUCCCCCAUUUUGAAUGGAAGUUCAUCAUACUGUAUGAUGACUACUAGAUGUAUUACGAUCAAUACACUGAGUUGGUUCCUUGUUUUGACAGUAGUUAGAAAGCAGUUUUUAAUGCUAUGGUGUCAGCCCUGCCCUGAAGGCGUGUGUUCCACCCUAACUAAGCAAGGCGUGCAGAAUGCGAAUGUGAUGUCAUCUUAGGGCAGGCAGGCCGUAUCAUGCCAGACUGCUCUGAUCAGCUCCUAAACAGCAGCAGAGAAGAACAAUGACACAGGGUUAAUGUUCAGUCAUAUAGUGUACACGUUGCACAUAUUGUACAUGACGCUGGCUUGGCUGAAUAUUAAUUGAAGGAAUAAAUGUGGCAGCCAGCCUAAUAAUGCUCCAAACACAUGUGGAAUUAUAGGUUUUAUUAUAGGAGGAUUGAAAUGCACAUUCAAUAUUUGACACUCAAACAACUGGCCUGGCAACUCGAUUAGCUCCCAAAUAGCCUGUUUAAAAUGAUCCCAAAGGUUCAAUGAGCAGGGCUGCCAGUUAGACCACAACCUACACCACAGGGACCACCUACCUACCACAGGGUUAACCCUAUGGUUACCCUGACGUCUGGCUUUCUCACAUUGCAGUGACUACGAGACUGGGAAGUGUAGCCAUGUGAAACUAACCCUAUGGUAACCAUUCUGGAGUCUGGAUUAGUUUGAUUUAUAAAAGGGAGCGAUUUUCUUAGUACGUUCAUAGAAGGAAGUAGUAAAUGUUCUAGGCCAGAAAAUACAAAUCUAAUCUUCAUGACUAAUGUUCAAACUUAGAUGUCAAACAGUAUCAAGGUUCUGGUCUAUAUAAUAAUAAUUUUUAACAUAAAUGUUGUUUUCAUAACUUUAAUUCCUCAUCCGGAAGAGAUUGGCUAAAAAGAAUCGCCACAGCCAAAUCCCAUAGGCUUCCUUCCCUCAUACUGCUAGAUUCUCAUUCCCUGCCCCAAAUCAACAAAUGUGUUCCAUCCUGUUACGUAAUGAUCAUCAUACCAUCCCAAACAUGUGCUUUAGUGUCCCCUAGUUAAACUGCUGUGUGGCCUGUCCACAACUCCACAAACACAUUAGGCUCUCCUCUCCAGUGCCCAGGUAGACAGUCAGAGUGGAGGGCAGAAGUUAUACAAGGGGCUGUCACCACCCAGUCAUUAGACCUGGCCCUGUCUUAUGUCCUGUGCCACUGCCAGCCGAUGCCCUCCAUGGAACAGUCAGCCAAGGUGAACGCCCAGACAGCUUUGUUUGUGCUCUCAUAUCACCUUGAUAUAUCCUAUCACUGCAUGGCUAAAUACAGGGUCAACUGGGGCUUAUUCUGGAUUGUGCAAUGUAAGAACAUUAUUGCAGAUAGAAAUGUAAUGUAUAGAGCUGGAACAACUUGUUGUUUUGCAAAACAGACAGUCAUGUCAGUUCUAUUCAUACAUUUCUAUCUAAGCGUACUCCAGUCCUCCGGGCUCUGUGAGUAAGCCUGAUUUCAUUGUGGGCUAAUUUGUGGGCUGGUGUGAAGAGCAGCCAGUCGUGCUGUCUGUGUAUAGUCCAAUUCUCAGUAGGAUGAGGGGUUAUCACAUCAAUUAAAGUGUAAUUAAUUAUAAUUAAGAUUUUGGUCAGUUCUGUUCUUUAUUUAUGUAGUGGUCUUAACUGUUUUAAUUCUGUCUGAGCUAGGAGCGAUGUUUUACUUUUUAAUAGAUGGGCCAAAGGUCUUGACUGGCUGGAGAUGUUUGAAAAUCUCACUUUUUGUGCUUUGUCAUCCAAGUCGUGUGCGUGUCUGUUUGUGAACAUUCUGUCUUGUAUCUCUUUAUUAGAGCUCUUAUUACAGCUUGCGGUGGCAUUGGAAGGCUAAACACAGCUGACCACUAAUCGGCUCAUGGCCUCAUUAGCUAUUAAGUUUAAUGUGAGUAAUUACUUGAUAAUGAGGACAGUGGAUUGGGAGGAUGGGAUCUUUAUUGAGUCCCUCUGCUUUUUUACUGAGACAAUAUGGCCCUAUGACAGUUUCUGCAUGAAUGGUUACUGCAUACUGCCUCUAAUGCCGCUGAUACCAGACAUGUGGUUCUCUCUUUUCAAUCAGUUGUAAAGUGGCAUGAAUGUUGUCUCUUGUCUUUGGUAAUGCAGGCUUAGUGAAUGCCUACACAAAGUGGGAGUGUGAAAUUAUUUAUGAACAGAAUUGACAUUACUUAAGCAAUAAGGCACGAGGGGUUGUGGUAUAUGGUCAAUAUACCACGGCUAUGGGCUGUUCUUAUGCACGACGCAACAUAGAGUGCCUGGAUACAGCCCUUAGCCGUGGUAUAUUGGCCAUAUACCACAAACCCUCGAGGGGCCUUAUUGCUAUUAUAAACUGGUUACCAACGUAAUUAGAGCAGUAAAAAUAAAUGUUUUGUCAUACCCGUGGUAUAUGGUCUGAUAUUCCACGGCUGUCAGCCAAUCAGCAUUCAGGGCUCGAACUACCCAGUUUAUAAAUUCACUAUAAACCAUGAGGGUUAUUGUGCUGACAUGUUCUCCAGCCAAUUCCUCGUUUGUUUGUGGUUUACCACCUUAAUCUGAUGCAGCUAGCGAAUGGUGUUUUAAAUGUUAGCCAUGACUCCAGGUUUGAGCCAUCCGUCUGUGUGCCAGCCCGGGCUGCACCGUCAUCAGUCUCUCUACAUCCAGAUUAUAGUCUUUGGUUCGAUUAGGGCGGAUUGCCCAAUGAUGACUCUGCCGGACUUUUAGGAGACUGUUGUUGCUUGCAUUUCUGUUGUCAGUGUUUAUUGUGAUGUUGACGUAUGGGGGUAAUGUUAAGUGGUGUGCCAGUCUGGGGUGGGCAAAUGGCUUUCUCAUCAGCCCUUUGCUCACUUGCAAUCAAAGAAAGUAAUGUAAUGAAUGUACCAAUAGUAUUCCAAUGUUUCAACACAACACUGGCCAAAGUGCUUUAUGUUAAUCUGAUGGUAUCUGACUAAUGAUACUGUGGUAAAGGUAAUAAUGGUUCCUGUGUGUGUUUGUUUCCCAGUGGGAGUUCCUGUGGUCUCUCAUCCUCUUCUUCACCUUCUCUCUGCUCCUGGUCUGGUUCUACUUCUGGUGGGAGGCACACAACGACUACAAUGAGUUCAACUGGUGAGUACUGCUGUACAGUAUGUGUGUGUGUGCACUCUAGUUAUACAACUCAUAGAUUCUUGUCUCUCAGUAUAUCGCCAUCAUCAGUCACUGUUCCGUUCAAAUAAAUUAAAUGCUCCUCCGACCUUCCCUUUGAUUCUCUGGCCUUUACUUAGAUUAAUGUUUUACUUUUAAAUGCUGCCAUUAAUCUCCAUAUGUUUUUUCCUGAAUCGAAAAUGCUAACUCUGUAGAGUAUAUUAAAAAUUUAUUAUUCACUAAUCAUGGUUGGCCAAACUCAUUUUGGGAUAAUCCUCUUCCCUAAUCUGGGUGCGGAUGGAUGGGCCUUAGGGUGUCUAUCACUGCAGAUUUAUAGUGAGCAUGAUUACAUAAAGCAGGAAUACCCUUUGACCCCAAAUCACCUCUCAGAUCAUUCCAGUCACAGUUACCAUAAAACCAAUCGUGCUUGGAAACAAUACAGGUAUUGUUUCUGUCAUGAGACAUUGCACAUUCAAUUGAAGGAUAUACUACCACUGAAAUUAUGAAUUGGGUUUAUUUAGUUGAGCUCUUCACCAAGUGACCAAGCUCUUGACCAUGUCCUCAAAGCCUUCUACAUUGUAUGUGCACACUAUGCCCCAGAGUUCACCAGGAUAUGAGACACUCCUACAUGACAGUAUGUACCUCCUGAGCUUUAGUCCAGACAGAUCCAUGUGUGUACUGUAGUUUCCUAGUGACCAGUGGUGUUUCAUUCAAUCUGGUCUGUCAGAUCAGACAGACACAGUCAGGUCAGCUUGUGUCAGACAAUCAUUCUGUCAGCCAGAAAACUAAAGACUAAUGUCUCAGACACACAAACAGCGUUUUCUGGCCGAGAGUACUUUGCACCUCUGAACGUAAUUUGCGAACCGAGUGCUUACCGAUUUUACAUGUAGAAUUGCGUGAAAUUUUGCCAGUCAGACAUCUACAGCGGGUGGUCCCUAAAACACAUUCGGUGCAAUGUGUGUGAGCCUUAAGAGAGAGAGAAGCUUUGUUUCUUCUUGUAAGGUGCAAUUUGCUUUGUCCCCCCAAGGUCAUUCCCCUCACUCUCUCUCUGUCCACCACCUCCUUUCUCUUCCUCUCAUUACCGCUCAAAGUCACCUCUGCUUCCCCCAUCGUCCUUCGCUCCUUGUUUAUCUCUCCCUGCCCCCUCAUCCCACUUUCUCCCUCUCCUUUCAUUCUCUUUAUCUCUCUGCUCCUCUCUCCUUUUCUCUCCUUUAAUUUUGUUAUCACUCUCUACACACUCUCUCUCUCUCAAGGCGUCAGCAUGCUUCAGUUCAGCUAGCGCCUAGCCGAACUCGUCUAGCCGAACCGAACGAGUGUGUUCGCAUACUCCCUUAAAAGACCUUUACUUGAAAAAAAUGAAAAAAGCCGCAAUAGUACGAUUUGCCCCGUGUAGCUCAGUUGGUAGAGCAUGGCGCUUGCAAUGCCAGGGUUGUGGGUUCGAUUCCCACGGGGGGCCAGUAUGGAAAAAAAUAAAAAUGUAUGCACUCACUAACUGUAAGUCGCUCUGGAUAAGAGCGUCUGCUAAAUGACUAAAAUGUAAUUUUGAGACGCCGUAGCCAGUAUACGCUUCCUCAAAAUAGUCAGAAUUAAUCUAAAAUAACUGUCAUUCAUUUUGACGCUUUUGCCAUGGAGAUCUUAGUUGCACAAUUUUACAUCUAACUAAGAUGUUUGGUGCAGUAUUUCUCAAUACAAAAAAUGUGUAUGAAAACUAGUCGUCUCUUGAUGAAUGACAACAGACUUUAUUGAAGAAUCCCUACUGUUGAACAAUCACCGUAGAAGGGGCGUAGACUUCGGCUCCGAACUUAGGCUUACCUCUAGAAAAAUGUUUGUGUGCCCGAAUAGCCGAAGUCCAAAACGAACAAAAACGUCACAAAAUGUUGUCAUAAUAUAUGCACAAACUCUUCUGAUCUGUUUUGGCUGGGAAGCAUGCAGACACCUUUAUUCCCACUAUCUCCCACACCUAUGGCCUAGCCUCAGUUAGAUAUCGUGUCUUUUCUAGUGUAUUCAAAGGAAGCCUUCACGUGUGGUGGCCUGGCUUUUGUGUAGCUCUGCUGUAGUUGUAGGGGCUGCCAGGCUCUGCCAACAGAGCCCAGAUAAGGAUUGGGAUAUACUGUGGGGGAAAAAGUAUUUAGUCAGCCACCAAUUGUGUAUGUUCUCCCACUUAAAAAGAUGAGAGAGGCCUGUAAUUUUCAUCAUAGGUACACGUCAACUAUGACAGACAAAAUGAGAAAAAGAAAUCCAGAAAAUCACAUUGUAGGAUUUUUUAUGAAUUUAUUUGCAAAUUAUGGUGGAAAAUAAGUAUUUGGUCAAUAACAAAAGUUUCUCAAUACUUUGUUAUAUACCCUUUGUUGGCAAUGACACAGGUCAAACGUUUUCUGUAAGUCUUCACAAGGUUUUCACACACUGUUGCUGGUAUUUUGGCCCAUUCCUCCAUGCAGAUCUCCUCUAGAGCAGUGAUGUUUUUGGGGCUGUCGCUGGGCAACACGGACUUUCAACUCCCUCCAAAGAUUUUCUAUGGGGUUGAGAUCUGGAGACUGGCUAGGCCACUCCAGGACCUUGAAAUGCUUCUUACGAAGCCACUCCUUCGUUGCCCGGGCGGUGUGUUUGGGAUCAUUGUCAUGCUGAAAGACCCAGCCACGUUUCAUCUUCAAUGCCCUUGCUGAUGGAAGGAGGUUUUCACUCAAAAUCUCACGAAACAUGGCCCCAUUCAUUAUUUCCUUUACACGGAUCAGUCGUCCUGGUCCCUUUGCAGAAAAACAGCCCCAAAGCAUGAUGUUUCCACCCCCAUGCUUCACAGUAGGUAUGGUGUUCUUUGGAUGCAACUCAGCAUUCUUUGUCCUCCAAACACGACAAGUGAGUUUUUACCAAAAAGUUCGAUUUUGGUUUCAUCUGACAUUCUCCCAAUCCUCUUCUGGAUCAUCCAAAUGCACUCUAGCAAACUUCAGACGGGCCUGGACAUGUACUGGCUUAAGCAGGGGGACACGUCUGGCACUGCAGGAUUUGAGUCCCUGGCGGCGUAGUGUGUUACUGAUGGUAGGCUUUGUUACUUUGGUCCCAGCUCUCUGCAGGUCAUUCACUAGGUCCUCCCGUGUGGUUCUGGGAUUUUUGCUCACCGUUCUUGUGAUCAUUUUGACCCCACGGGGUGAGAUCUUGCGUGGAGCCCCAGAUCGAGGGAGAUUAUCAGUGGUCUUGUAUGUGGGCAAAACCCACACCACUAAUUACAGUGGGGGAAAAAAGUAUUUAGUCAGCCACCAAUUGUGCAAGUUCUCCCACUUAAAAAGAUGAGAGAGGCCUGUAAUUUUCAUCAUAGUUACACGUCAACUAUGACAGACAAAUUGAGAAAAAAAAUCCAGAAAAUCACAUUGUAGGAUUUUUAAUGAAUUUAGUUGCAAAUUAUGGUGGAAAAUAAGUAUUUGGUCACCUACAAACAAGCAAGAUUUCUGGCUCUCACAGACCUGUAACUUCUUCUUUAAGAGGCUCCUCUGUCCUCCACUUGUUACCUGUAUUAAUGGCACCUUUCCCGCUGCACCCACACUCCCCUCCACUGCCCCAACACCCCCCUGCUGCCCCCACAUGCUCCCGCUGCACCCACAUUCCCCCCGCUCCCGCUGCCCCCACACUCCCCCCCCCCACUGCCCCCACACUCCCCCCUGCUGCCCCUGCAGCUGUGGCAGCCCAGUCCCUCCGAGACCCCCUGUCACAACGCUCAGCCUGACAUCCAGCCCAGCCAUUUGUGUGUAUGUGUGUGUCCAUGGUUGAGCAUCCCUCUGAGUGUGUGUACUGCAUGAUGUCUUUGUUCCUCCCCUUCCUCUCCUGUGUGUGGAGACACAGCCUUAAGGAGACAACAUCCUUUUAGAACAAUGCAUCGAACUCGCCACCCGUUAACACAGUAAUUACAUGAUCUCUUUGUGCUCCAAUACUCAUUAUAGAGAAGAAGCGACUGCAGCCAUUUGCUCUGAGCAGCUUCCUUUGUGUUUAUUUGUCUGUCUGUUUGCUUUGUUUUAUGGGGAUAAUAAAGGCCUAGCAUCUUGGACAAAGACACUAGAACACAUUAUGCCUGCCUGGGGAGUUCAGGCCUUCCGGUUUAAGCGUCAGUGUCUGCUGUUAGAUCAUUUAUAGUCAGCCAGUUAAUUUCCCUCAGUGUUACAAAGAGACCCCUGGGGCUAGAAGCUCGAAGUUGCCCCUUAGGCACAUAUCUGGGAUCAGCUUCCCUUCCCCCGAAUCUAAACCUUAACCACUAGAGGAAACACAAAACUGACCUUAGAUCAGUGUCAACACAUACUCCUGUUAGCCCACUCAGCUGGUUUCUACUAUCUAUCUCUCAUCUCAGAGACCAGAGGAGCACUAGCUGCAGCCUGCCCUGAUAUCUAUGAGAUGCUACUAUUGUGUAACUGACUUCCGUUUGACAGGUUUUUAUAUAACCGCUCUGGGGAGUGGAGCGAUGGGACCGUUCCAAUCCUGGCCACGACCGCUGCCGGCUUCACUUAUAUUGCAUUUUUAAUGGUGAGUUGUCAUCUCAUCAGACAUUCACUGUGAGAUGAUAUCGAUAUGGUGUCUAGGCCCUGGUAACAGCCUGGUAAUGUUAGGGGAGUAACCUGGCAGGGCAGAAACGUGUUGCCAAGCAUGUCUGGGCCAAGUACACUUUUAAGUUAGGAUGGCACAGGCAGCUGUUGACCUGUUUUGAGACGAGUGGCUGUGGAUCUCCACGUGAUGUGAUUUAUGUGUUUCUAUUCUUUCAGAUUUUAGCACUUUGCCACAUAGCAGUGGGACAACAGCUGAACUUGCACUGGCUGCACAAGGUAAUGCUCAAGUGUGUGAUUUUUGGUGUGUUUGUGUAUGCACGUGCUUGAGUGUUUGUGACUGUAAUUGCGCAUGUGUGGAUAUGGCCUGUAUACUGUGUGUGUGUCUUCAAGUGGCCAACUGAACUCUGCCUGAACCCCACAUUUGAGUUCAUGUUUUCCUGGGGGUUGUGAAAGCAGUGACAUCAUGCCCCAGGGUGCUGUUAUCUGGCCAAACACACUACAGAGGGUUGGAAUGGUUAGCCUGGGGGGGCAGUGUGUGUGUGUCUGUGUGUGCAUGCGAUGGUCUGUAACACUCUGUUUGCCCCCAUAGAUAGGAGUGAGUACUGCCCUUCUGACCACUGCCAUCGGAUUCAUAUCUGUCAAUCAAACAUGGGGGGAGGAGUGGGCAGUCAUCCCUAUAUCACUCCAGGUGAGUUAAACAACAUGUCCCCCUUUAGGGCUGUGCAUCAUACUGUAUUAUACAGGACACGUUCCUGAUAUGUGUUUAUAUACUUGAUAAAGCACAUGUUAACGACUGUAUUGAACUACAUACAACGGCAACAUUCAAUAUAGAAAUGCGUCUAACAGAUGUGUUAUUAAGACUGAUUCAAGGGGUUCAUUGAUUUAUCUUAUUUAAUUAUUUAUGGUUGUAGUAAUCAUGCAGUAGCCUACCAUUACCACUGAAUUAUUUUGUUUGUCGUACCAUUUAACAACUAUGAAUGACUAGCAAUGCCACACCUUUAACACUGAAUGAUGUCCCCUGUCCAGGCCACAGGUCCCUUCCUACACCUAGGAGCCCUGGUGGCUGUCACCGCUCUGGCCUGGCUGGUGGCUGGGCAGGUCGCCCGCGCUGAGAAAACAAGUAAGACCCAACCCAGACUGUGUUACUGACCAUGUUAGUGUUGCAAAGUAUACAUUUCUGUACUUUUUCAAUACUAGAACAUGAAAUACGGUCUGGUAAUAUAAUUUUUGUUACCUUCUGUCAAAUGUGUCUCACGUCAUAUACGGAUCGAGAGGAUUGAGUCUGUUUAGUCAUUUGUCUGACACAGUGCGAGCCACUUUUAAGAAGCAAGCGAUAGGCGAGAUAACAACAGCAUAGUUUCUUCAAAAGAAAACAUCAUACCUCCACACCCGCAGCUUGUUGACAAAACUGGCUGCAGGGGUGAACUAUAGGAAUACUUUGCUUGCAGAGCAGAUGAUGUGGGCAAGCCCACUGAAACAACUAAGGUAAAGGUGGUGUAUUUUUGAGUGACAAUGACAUGAACGUAUUGUAGUGACCCUGGUUUAUAAGCACGGAUAACGACUCUGCCACUCGAGCAUGCUUUUGUGCCACAGUGGAUGGCGCGCUGGGCUUCGGGCCAUAAGGUUGAGGGUUCAUUACAUUGAGGGUUCAUUACAUUAGUUUCAUUACAUUGGUGUCGGAAGUGAUCGGACCUCGCGUCCACGACAGUGCGUGUGCUUGGCCGGUGAGCGUUUUCCUGUAAGACGGUGUCCUGUGAGGUCUAGCGCGAGGACGCGCUCUUUGAAAGGAGGGAGUUGUGUUGCGACCCUAGUUUAUAAGCGCGGAUAUCGACUGCCACUGGAGGAUGCUUUUGUGGCACAGUCGAUGGCGCGCUGGGCUUCAGGCCAGAAGGUAGAGGGUUUGAGCCGCAAUCCCAUCCCUGUUUCAUUACAAUAUACCAAUGUACCCCCUGGGACUGCUGCACAGAACAACUAUCAGCUGGAGAGAAGCACAAGAUUGAACUUCACUCAACUUUCUAGAGUUUUCCCCUUUAGUUAACACUAUCAACAUUUCCCUUUACUGUGGCAAUUGUGAUCGGAUCAACGCAAUAUUAGCCACUUUCAAUGCAACACACCGAAACAAAACGAACUAGGCAAGAAAUUUUGUUGUAAGCAGAACGCAUCGGAGUAGGAUUCUAUUGCAUUGACAUGCAUGUCUCAGCCCUUACUCUACCCAGACUGGUGCGGCAUAACCAAUCAGAGCUGCAGUAGGCCUAUAUGCAAAUACACCAUUACCAUAUAUGGGUCUGUGCCAUUUACGUUGAACUGGACUGUGUUUACAGCUGUGGUCGUGAGUAGAUGCGCUUGUUUUGAGAUCAAAGCAAGGGCUGCAUGUAGUCACGUGUGCACAUUUUGUUCAUAUCCUUUGCUAGUUAGUGAGUUAUUUUUGUUACCUUUGGUACUUCUGUCAAAUGUGUCUCACAUCAUAUACGGAUUGAGAGGGUUGAGUCUGUUUAGUAAUUUGUCUGAAUCUUCUCAAGUGGGCAGUAGUAAGCUAGCCAGGCUACUUGCGCUUGCACAUGCAGCUGACACAGCGCAAGCCACUUUUAAGAAGCAAGCCAGUUAUAGAUAAUAUGUAGUCUGCAAUAGGGGAGUGAUUGCUUCCUACAAAAGCACAACAUGUGUACAUUUCUAGACAUCUUUGAAAAACAAGUCAGGUAAAUAGCUUUUUUUUUGUCUUAAAGGGGCGGUGUUGUAUUUUGAGACAGGCUUGAAUAAGCUAAGUAGCCAAUAGGCAGAGGGUAGCAUAAUUUGUCUGAUUCUCUGUAAUAAUAGUGCAUUUUAUUUUGUAAAGUGGCUUCUUGCAUCAAACAACACAAACAUUUUCAGUCACCACCUUGUGGAUAAACAGGUUAAUCUCAAGCCCUGCAUGUUUUUUUAAAAAAGUCUCAUGGAAUGUAGGCCUACAUUGAACACCACAUGUUGACUGCAACUCUAGGCUGAAUGAUAGAACAGCUAUUUCCAUGUAAAAAUUGGUAUGGGUCCUCAGAUCCUCAAAAGGUUCUACAGCUGCACUAUCGAGAGCAUCCUGACUGGUUGCAUCGCCGCCUGGUAUGGCAACUGCUCGGCCUCUGACUGCAAGGCGCUACAGAGGUAGUGUGUACGGCCCAGUACAUCACUGGGUCCAAGCUUCCUGCCAUCCAGGACCUCUAUACCAGGCGGUGUCAGAGGAAGGCCCUAAAACUUGCCAAAGACUCCAGCCACCCUUGUCAUAGACUGUUCUCUCUGCUACCGCACGGCAAGCGGUAACGGAGCGCCAAGUCUAGGUCCAAAAGGCUUCUUCACAGAUUCUACCCCCAAGCCAUAAGACUGCUGAACAGCUAAUUAAAUGGCUACCCGGACUAUUUGCAAGUUCCACAGACAUGUGACUAACAGAAAUUGAAUAAUGUGUCCCUGAACAAAGGGGGGGGGGGGGGGGUCAAAAUCAAACGUAACAGUCAGUAUCUGGUGUGGCCACCAGCUGCAUUAAGUACUGCAGUGCAUCUCCUCCUCAUGGGCUGAUUUGCCAGUUCUUGCUGUGAUAUGUUACCCCACUCUUCCACCAAGGAACCUGCAAGUUCCCAGACAUUUCUGGGGGGAAUGGCCCUAGCCAACAGGUCCCAGACGUGCUCAAUGGGAUUGAGAUCCGGGCUCUUCGCUGGCCAUGGCAGAACACUGACAUUCCUGUCUUGCAGGAACUCACACACAGAACGAGCAGUAUGGCUGGUGGCAUUGUCAUGCUGGAGGGUCAUGUCAGGAUGAGUCUGUAGGAAGGGUACCACAUGAGGGAGGAGGAUGUCUUCCCUGUAACGCACAGCGUUGAGAUUGCCUGCAAUGACAACAAGCUCAGUCCGAUGAUGCUGUGACACACCGCCCCAGACCAUAACGGUCUGGGGGGUGUGACACACCCCCCAGACCCACCUCCAAAUCGAUCACACUCCAGAGUACAGGCCUCAGUGUAACGCUCAUUCCUUCGACGAUAAACGCAAAUCCGACCAUCACCCCUGGUGAGAGAAAACCGCGAUUCGUCAGUGAAGAGCACUUUCUGCCAGUCCUAUCUGGUCCAGCGACGGUGGGUUUGUGCCCAUAGGUGACGUUGUCGGUGAUGUCUGGUGAGGACCUGCCUUACAACAGGCCUACAAGCCCUCAGUCCAGCCUCUCUCAGCCUAUUGCAGACAGUCUGAGUACUGAUGGAGGGACUCGGGCAGUUGUUGUUGCCAUCUUGUACCUGUCCCGCAGGUGUGAUGUUUGGAUGUACCGAUCCUGUGCAGGUGUUGUUACACGUGGUCUGCCACUGCGAGGACGAUCAGCUGUCCGUCCUGUCUCCCUGUAGCACUGUCUUAGGCGUCUCACAGUACGGACAUUGCAAUUUAUAGUCCUCAUGCCUCCUUGCAGCAUGCCUAAGGCACGUUCACGCAGAUGAGCAGGGACCCUGGGCAUCUUUCUUUUUGUGUUUUUCAGAGUCAGUAGAAAGGCCUCUUUAGUGUCCUAAGUAUUCAUGACUGUGACCUUAAUUGUCUACUGUCUGUAAGCUGUUAGUGUCUUAACGACCGUUCCACUGGUGCAUGUUCAUUAAUUGUUUAUGGUUAAUUGAACAAGCAUGGGAAACAGUGUUUAAACCCUUUACAAUGAAGAUCUGUGAAGUUAUUUGGAUUUUUACGAAUUAUCUUUGAAAGACAGGGUCCUGAAAAAGGGACGUUUCUUUUUUUGCUGAGUUUAUUACCUCGUCUAACCUGUGCCCCCCGCACAUUGACUCGCUACCGGUACCCCCUGUAUAUAGCCUCGUUAUUGUUAUUUUAUUGUUGUUCUUUUGUUUUUUUACUUUAGUUUAUUUAGUAAACUCUUAUUUUUCUUAAAACUGCAUUGUUGGUUAAGGGCUUGUAAGUAAGCAUUUCACGGUAAGGUCUACACAUUUUUUUUUAAAACAUUUUUGGUCAUUUAGCAGACGCUCUUAUCCAGAGCGACUUACAGGAGCAAUUAGGGUUAAGUGCCUUGCUCAAGGGCACAUCGACAGAUUUUUCACCUAGUCGGCUCGGGGAUUAGAACCAGCGACCUUUCGGUUACUGGCACAACGCUCUUAACCACUAAGCUACCUACUACACCUGUUGUAUUCGGUGCAUGUGACAAAUAAAAUUUGAAAUGUAAUGGGAUGCAUUUUAUCCAUUGGUUUUGAUGGUAGGCCACUCUGGUAGGCCUACAUUAUGAUCAAAUAGCUACAGUAGCCUACUUGGCCACUGUUAAAACUGUAACUUAGCUUCAGUGUUCACAGUAAACACGCGCUGGAAGUUGCACAGAAUUUUCACAACGUUCAAGUUUGCGCUCAGCAGACCUGAAAUUUGCUCAGUGCUUUCAAAAAUUAGAGGGAACAUUGCAAUAUACUAUAUUCAGCAUGACAUUAAUGUGAGCAUUAUAAUAUGAUUACAGUAAGGUGAAAUGUGCUCAGAACUUGACCACAAUAUAUUUACACUUCUUCACGUUUGUCUGUGCUUGCUAGCAGUAGCCACUAGCCAGCCAGCAGCCCAUUGCACCAUGGGAAGUGAAAUGUACUCUGGGCAUUUAAGGUAUUAUUCUGUUAUUUAAUAUGGUGUUUUAUUUUAGCAAGAAAUUGAAAAUAUAAUAUAUUCUAUUUGUUAUUUUAGUUGUUCUACCAGUUAUCAACAUAUUGUUCAAUAUUUUAAAAAAAGAAAGCCCAGUGGUUAUUCUAUGACUUUAGCUAAUACGCUUUAUUUUUUUGUUGCCGUGGUAUCGUUUUGGUAUUGGGUAUCGUUUCGGUAUUGAGUAUUAUGAUACUAAACCUGGUAUCGGUAUCAAAGUCAAAAAUCUGGUAUCGUGACAACACUAGACCAUGUUACUGACUGUCCACCUCACUGAUCAAAGCUCAGCUACUACUGCCAGAUGACUAAACAGCCUCAUAGAGCUGUGGGCGUUAAAUGAUUAACACCAUGUACACAAAGGGCAAAGCCCCACCAGGCCCCCGUCAGGGUGGCAGGGAUACUAGGCAUUCUUCUGGCCUCACGUGACACCACCAGUCCACAGGACAUUAUUAGGCCCCUGAGAUCUGUUGACACGGCCAGUUAGACAUCAAGUACUGGGGUAUUUCUGCCUUACACCUUCCUUUUAAAUCUAUCAGAGACUAGUACAAGGGAGGCAGAGGAGUGUUUGAGGUGCUUUGAGAUCCCCUUAGAUUAAAUACUGAAUCGUCAGUGCUGUUGUUUUUGGAGGCAAAUAACUUUCAUGAAUAUUCAGUUGUAGUUUAUAGACACUCCAUUUUCAUUUUUUAUACUCUGUAUUUGGGUAGAACAGUGGAUUGUUGUGCAAGGACACAAAGCCCCAGCAGUCUGUUUACUCACAGUAACUCUUACCAAAGAGUUGUAUUAUUCUGUUUACUCACAGUAACUCUUCUGUUUACUCACAGUAACUCUUACCAAAGAGUUGUAAUAUUGUGUUUACUCACAGUAACUCUUACCAAAGAGUUGUAUUAUUCUGUUUACUCACAGUAACUCUUACCAAAGAGUUGUAUUAUUCUGUUUACUCACAGUAACUCUUACCAAAGAGUUGUAUUAUUCUGUUUACUCACAGUAACUCUUACCAAAGAGUUGUAUUAUUCUGUUUACUCACAGUAACUCUUACCAAAGAGUUGUAUUAUUCUGUUUACUCACAGUAACUCUUACCAAAGAGUUGUAUUAUUCUGUUUACUCACAGUAACUCUUACCAAAGAGUUGUAUUAUUGUGUUUACUCACAGUAACUCUUACCAAAGAGUUGUAUUAUUCUGUUUACUCACAGUAACUCUUACCAAAGAGUUGUAUUAUUGUGUUUACUCACAGUAACUCUUACCAAAGAGUUGUAUUAUUAUGUUUACUCACAGUAACUCUUACCAAAGAGUUGUAUUAUUCUGUUUACUCACAGUAACUCUUACCAAAGAGUUGUAUUAUUCUGUUUACUCACAGUAACUCUUACCAAAGAAUUGUAUUAUUGUGUUUACUCACAGUAACUCUUACCAAAGAGUUGUAUUAAUAUGUUUACUCACAGUAACUCUUCUGUUUACUCACAGUAACUCUUACCAAAGAGUUGUAUUAUUCUGUUUACUCACAGUAACUCUUACCAAAGAGUUGUAUUAUUCUGUUUACUCACAGUAACUCUUACAAAGAGUUGUAUUAUUCUGUUUACUCACAGUAACUCUUACCAAAGAGUUGUAUUAUUCUGUUUACUCACAGUAACUCUUACCAAAGAGUUGUAUUAUUCUGUUUACUCACAGUAACUCUUACCAAAGAGUUGUAUUAUUCUGUUUACUCACAGUAACUCUACUCUUACCAAAGAGUUGUAUUAUUUGUUUACUCACAGUAACUCUUACCAAAGAGUUGUAUUAUUCUGUUUACUCACAGUAACUCUUACCAAAGAGUUGUAUUAUUUGUUUACUCACAGUAACUCUUACCAAAGAGUUGUAUUAUUCUGUUUACUCACAGUAACUCUUACCAAAGAGUUGUAUUAUUCUGUUUACUCACAGUAACUCUUACCAAAGAGUUGUUAUUUUAUUCUGUUUACUCACAGUAACUCUUACCAAAGAGUUGUAUUAUUGCUGUUUACUCACAUAAUCUUACCAAAGAGUUGUAUUAUUCUGUUUACUCACAGUAACUCUUACCAAAGAGUUGUAUUAUUUGUCUUAUUCACGUACAAUCUUAAAAAGCCUGUAAUUAUGUUCAUCCAUGUACAUUUGACCAGGCUAAUCUUAUUGAAAUACAGUAUAUGUCUCUUUAACAUAGAUAUUAUUUCAGUUACUCAGUCAUGCUUACAAGGUGUUGGUUCCUGGACGUGAGGUUAGCUGUGCAGCUAGCUGGCGGACCACUGUCUGAAUGCCAGAGGUUCUGACGGCAGAGGGUGAAGGCUUUCAGCCUUGUAACAAGAGUUCUUCUGACGCAGACAAUUGAAAUUAAUCUGACCUAGCUACAUUCAUCAUCACUUACCUGCAGUACAGCACAAGUGUGUGUACUGGCUGGCUGGCUUUCUCACCAUAUAUAUCUCAACCCAAACUGGCCACGUAAAAUGUUUAGAAACAUUCAGUGAAUGGUCUUCUUGCCCAUAGAUAAGCUACAUUCAGGAGUGCUAUUUAUUUUGGUCCUUGACCAUCUCAGUACAAUAGACAUCUGUGACAAGAUCAAAAAAGUAUUCCAUGACAUUGAUCCUUUCGGCCAUAGCUAUUCUAUAUACUUGGGUAUUCUAUUUAUUAGUCACCCUCCCCAUGGUUUCUAUUAAUUCUACAUCUAUGUUGCGUUUUACCCCUCCCCAGGGUUUCUAUUCAUUCUACAUCUAUGUUGUGUUCUACCCCCUGUCCAGGGUUUCUAUUCAUUCUACAUCCAUGUUGUGUUCUACCCCCUGCCCAGGGUUCCAGGUGGUGGUUCUCCUGCUCUACCUGAGUGUUCUACUAGGCCUCUACAUGGCCCCCCUCUCCAUCACCUCCCCCUGCAUCAUGGACCACGCCAACCUCAAACCACGCCCUGAUGUCAUUGGCCACCAGGGCGCACCCAUGGUGAGUCAGCUGAACCAGCUGCCCAAUCAGAGGGCAUGUAGGCGGAGGCACCUCAUACGCUAUGCUUAUAGAGUAUACAAUAACAGACCCACAGAGAUGUAACCUUCAUAAAGGGCACUAGAGAAACAAUGCUGUCCAACAAUGUAUCUUCAUAUUUCCACCCACUCACUUCCUUCACACUAAGUAGCCCAGGAAUAGCUGGUAAACAGACUUCUGGGCUUUCUGUAAGCACUAUAAGGAAGCUAUAGGCUACUGUAUGUGAGAGCACUUAACCUAUCAGCUCCAUCUAUCAGCUCAACCUAUAGAAGCAAGAUUUUAUAUGAUUCAAUGUCUAGCAUUUCUUCAUUUAAUGUUGUGCUGCAUUUUUACCUACCUGUUCCUGAGAGUCGUGUCUUUCAGUGAUGGGUUCAUCAUAUUUUGUAGCUUAAACCAUUCAAAAGAUAGAGCCACAUUUGUACGAAGAAAACAGAAACCGCUCUGUUUAUUACAACCUAAUCUAGCAGCUACUGGAGGUUACUGAUAUAACCCCGGGUUCGAUGAACCAAGUGAAAAAGUUGUCUCGCGACCCCAUUUUCAAAUCAGGCGACCCCUAGUGUGGGAAACCAUGUCCUAACGACUCGUACACACAAACACAUGACCCAUCCAUCCAACGAGCUGCAGACAGAGACACACCCCUGCUCUGCUCCCCAGCCAGCCGGUUGGGGCAUGUUGCAGAAGUUUAUCACCCCAGAAGUAAAACACUGUGGAGGAAUUAAGUCUUAAAGACCUGAGAACUCCCCCAGGACACAUCACAUGACCCACUCUGUUUUUUUCCCAGGUUUCCAGUCCAGUCCCCUCACAGUAUUAGACAGUUUGACCUACAGUAUCACUGACCGUUAUCAGUUUGACCUACAGUAUCACUGACCGUUAUCAGUUUGACCUACAGUAUCACUGACCGUUAUCAGUUUGACCUACAGAAUCACUGACCGUUAUCAGUUUGACCCAUGUGGCCUAGUAUCUUGUAUUGCACCAGUCAGUAUAUGUUCAAUAGUCUGUUGUUGUAAGCAUAUGAGCUCAUAACCCAUGACUUUUAACUGGAAUACAUUCUCCAAGUUUCCUCACACCCAUUUAAAGGGAAAACAAAUUUAAAUGUCAACUUCACAUUCAUCACCUCCAGCACCACCCCAACAACAUAUGUGAAAAUGGCGCUUUUAAAAGGAUUGUUAGACUUCUGAAACCUAUAUAAACCUGUGAACUCUCAGAUUGCAGUAAGGUAUAUGAAACCUCUCUGACCUCCAUGAAACAUCAAUAUAUGUCUAGACAGUGUGCUGAUGAUGUUCCUCCAUCUGUCUGUAGCUGGCUCCAGAGAACACCAUCCUGUCCUUCCAGAGGGCUCUGCAGAUGAACGUCAGUGGGCUAGAGGCUGACGUGGCCAUCAGGUAUACACACACCGAAAGAGACUCACAGUGCAGCCAAACUAGAUCAAUAGGGAGCUGCAGGGAGAGACAGCGAGAAGUCCAGUCUGUUGUGGUUGAUAGGGAAGUCCAGUCCAGUCUCCUGUGGUUGAUAGGGAAGUCCAGUCCAGUCUGUUGUGGUUGAUAGAAAAGUCCAGUCCAGUCUGCUGUGGUUGAUAGGGAAGUCCAGUCCAGUCUGCUGUGGUUGAUAGGGAAGUCCAGUCUGCUGUGGUUGAUAGGGAAGUCCAGUCCAGUCUGCUGUGGUUGAUAGGGAAGUCCAGUCCAGUCUGCUGUGGUUGAUAGGGAAGUCCAGUCCAGUCUGCUGUGGUUGAUAGGGAAGUCCAGUCCAGUCUGCUGUGGUUGAUAGGGAAGUCCAGUCCAGUCUGCUGUGGUUGAUAGGGAAGUCCAGUCCAGUCUGCUGUGGUUGAUAGGGAAGUCCAGUCCAGUCUGCUGUGGUUGAUAGGGAAGUCCAGUCCAGUCUGCUGUGGUUGAUAGGGAAGUCCAGUCCAGUCUGCUGUGGUUGAUAGGGAAGUCCAGUCCAGUCUGCUGUGGUUGAUAGGGAAGUCCAGUCCAGUCUGUUGUGGUUGAUAGGGAAGUCCAGUCCAGUCUGCUGUGGUUGAUAGGGAAGUCCAGCCAAGCACAGGUCAGCCAGUGUCAUACUGCUGGUCUGGGUCUCCUGUCCAGGAUUCGGCCGCUUAUUACCAGUCAGUGAGCGGUGGCGGUACUAGCAGUUUUAGUAGUAGUAGUAGCAGCGGCCAGGACAGCACUUUCAUAGACUCAUGGCUGUUUUUAGAUAACAUGAGAUGACAAGAUGAGCUAGAAGAGCAAAUCCAAUAGAGAGGUGGUGUUUGUGAAUGAGUUGGACGUAGUGUGUGUGUGUGUACGCAUAGACCUAUGCAUACAGGUACUAGUGUGGUGUGUGUGUGUCUGUGUGCUUUUCAUUUUGUGCCAUGUUUAUGAAUGUGUGAUUGUAUGUACAGUGCGGGGAAAAAAGUACACUGCUCAAAAAUAUAAAGGGAACACUAAAAUAACACAUCCUAGAUCUGAAUGAAUGAAAUAAUCUUAUUAAAUACUUUUUCUUUACAUAGUUGAAUGUGCUGACAACAAAAUCACACAAAAAUGAUCAGUGGAAAUCAAAUGUAUCAACCCAUGGAGGUCUGGAUUUGGAGUCACCCUCAAAAUUAAAGUGGAAAACCACACUACAGGCUGAUCCAACUUUGAUGUAAUGUCCUUAAAACAAGUCAAAAUGAGGCUCAGUAGUGUGUGUGGCCUCCACGUGCCUGUAUGAUCUCCCUACAACGCCUGGGCAUGCUCCUGAUGAGGUGGCGGAUGGUCUCCUGAGGGAUCUCCUCCCAGACCUGGACUAAAGCAUCCGCCAACUCCUGGACAGUCUGUGGUGCAACGUGGCAUUGGUGGAUGGAGCGAGACAUGAUGUCCCAGAUGUGCUCAAUUGGAUUCAGGUCUGGGGAACGGGCGGGCCAGUCCAUAGCAUCAAUGCCUUCCUCUUGCAGGAACUGCUGACACACUCCAGCCACAUGAGGUCUAGCAUUGUCUUGCAUUAAGAGGAACCCAGGGCCAACCGCACCAGCAUAUGGUCUCACAAGGGGUCUGAGGAUCUCAUCUCGGUACCUAAUGGCAGUCAGGCUACCUCUGGCGAGCACAUGGAGGGCUGUGCGGCCCCCCAAAGAAAUGCCACCCCACACCAUGACUGACCCACCGCCAAACCGGUCAUGCUGGAGGAUGUUGCAGGCAGCAGAAUGUUCUCCACGGCAUCUCCAGACUGUCACGUCUGUCACGUGCUCAGUGUGAACCUGCUUUCAUCUGUGAAGAGCACAGGGCGCCAGUGGCUAUUUUGCCAAUCUUGGUGUUCUCUGGCAAAUGCCAAAUGUCCUGCACGGUGUUGGGCUGUAAGCACAACCCACACCUGUGGACGUCGGGCCCUCAUACCACCCUCAUGGAGUCUGUUUCUGACCGUUUGAGCAGACACAUGCACAUUUGUGGCCUGCUGGAGGUCAUUUUGUAGGGCUCUGGCAGUGCUCCUCCUGCUCCUCCUUGCACAAAGGCGGAGGUAGCAGUCCUGCUGCUGGGUUGUUGCCCUCCUACGGCCUCCUCCACGUCUCCUGAUGUACUGCCCUGUCUCCUGGUAGCGCCUCCAUGCUCUGGACACUACGCUGAUAGACACAGCAAACCUUCUUGCCACAGCUCGCAUUGAUGUGCCAUCCUGGAUGAGCUGCACUACCUGAGCCACUUGUGUGGGUUGUAGACUCCGUCUCAUGCUACCACUAGAGUGAAAGCACCGCCAGCAUUCAAAAGUGACCAAAACAUCAGUCAGGAAGCAUAGGAACUGAGAAGUGGUCUGUGGUCACCACCUGCAAAACCAGUCCUUUAUUGGGGGUGUCUUGCUAAUUGCCUAUAAUUUUUACCUGUUGUCUAUUCCAUUUGCACAACAGCAUGUGACAUUUAUUGUCAAUCAGUGUUGCUUCCUAAGUGGACAGUUUGAUUUCACAGAAGUGUGAUUGACUUGGAGUUACAUUGUGUUGUUUAAGUGUUCCCUUUAUUUUUUUGAGCAGUGUAUUUGAUCCCCUGCUGAUUUUGUACGUUUGCCCACUGACAAAGACAUCAUCAGUCUAUAAUUUUAAUGGUAGGUUUAUUUGAACAGUGAGAGACAGAAUAACAACAACAAAAUCCAGAAAAACGCAUGUCAAAAAUGUUAUAAAUUGAUUUGCAUUUUAAUGAGGGAAAUAAGUAUUUGACCCCUCUGCAAAACAUGAUUUAGUACUUGGUGACAAAACCCUUGUUUGCAAUCACAGAGGUCAGACGUUUCUUGUAGUUGGCCACCAGGUUUGCACACAUCUCAGGAGGGAUUUUGUUCCACUCCUCUUUGCAGAUCUUCUCCAAGUCAUUAAGGUUUCGAGGCUGACGUUUGGCAACUCGAACCUUCAGCUCCCUCCGCAGAUUUUCUAUGGGGGUUAAGGUCUGGAGACUGGCUAGGCCCCUCCAGGACCUUAAUGUGCUUCUUCUUGAGCCACUCCUUUGUUGCCUUGGCCGUGUGUUUUGGGUCAUUGUCAUGCUGGAAUACCCAUCCAUGACCCAUUUUCAAUGCCCUGGCUGAGGGAUGGAGGUUCACACCCAAGAUUUGACGGUACAUGGCCCCGUCCAUCGUCCCUUUGAUGCGGUGAAGUUGUCCUGCCCCCUUAGCAGAAAAACACCCCCAAAACAUAAUGUUUCCACCUCCAUGUUUGACGGUGGGGAUGGUGUUCUUGGGGUAAUAGGCAGCAUUCCUCCUCCUCCAAACACGGCGAGUUGAGUUGAUGCCAAAGAGCUCGAUUUUGGUCUCAUCUGACCACAACACUUUCACCCAGUUCUCCUCUGAAUCAUUCAGAUGUUCAUUGGCCAACUUCAGACGGCCCUGUAUAUGUGCUUUCUUGAGCAGGGGGACCUUGCAGGCGCUGCAGGAUUUCAGUCCUUCAUGGCGUAGUGUGUUACCAAUUGUUUUCUUGGUGACUAUGGUCCCAGCUGCCUUGAGAUCAUUGACAAGAUCCUCCCGUGUAGUUCUGGGCUGAUUCCUCACCGUUCUCAUGAUCAUUGCAACUCCACGAGGUGAGAUCUUGCAUGGAGCCCCAGGCCGAGGGAGAUUGACAGUUAUUUUGUGUUUCUUCCAUUUGCGAAUAAUCGCACCAACUGUUGUCACCUUCUCACCAAGUUGCUUGGCGAUGGUCUUGUAGCCCAUUCCAGCCUUGUGUAGGUCUACAAUCUUGUCCCUGACAUCCUUGGAGAGCUCUUUGGUCUUGGCCAUGGUGGAGAGUUUGGAAUCUGAUUGAUUGAUUGAUUGCUUCUGUGGACAGGUGUCUUUUAUACAGGUAACAAACGGAGAUUAGGAGCACUCCCUUUAAGAGUGUGCUCCUAAUCUCAGCUCGUUACCUGUAUAAAAGACACCUGGGAGCCAGAAAUCUUUCUGAUUGAGAGGGGGUCAAAUACUUAUUUCCCUCAUUAAAAUGCAAAUCAAUUUAUAACAUUUUUGACAUGCGUUUUUCUGGAUUUUUUUGUUGUUAUUCUGUCUCUCACUGUUCAAAUAAACCUACCAUUAAAAUUAUAGACUGAUCAUUUCUUUGUCAGUGGGCAAACGUACAAAAUCAGCAGGGGAUCAAAUACUUUUUUCCCUCAAUGUAGCCACGUGUGUUUCUGUCUUUGCCUUUGUGUUCGUGAAAUCUCAUUUAGCGUGUGUAUACAUUCCUCCACUCUCUCUGGUGCCUGUGCGGCCCUAAUUAAGAUGAAUGGGAGGUGGAAACGUGCGUGCUGAUGACAGGUAGGCUGGGCUCUGGGCUGCACUGAGCUCAUGGUGGAGCUGAACAGGGCCUGAGCCAGGCUCUAUACAUCCUCCUGACCAGAGACACAGGAGACCUAUGCACGCAUGUACACAGACAGACACACACACACACGAAGGGACAGAGGUCAUUCAGGCACUAAUUGAACGUUUCAGUCACGCUAAAUGGUCAUUGAAAACGAUGAUGAAUUAUGUUUUUGGUCCGAUUUCGUUGCUUGCUUGGGAUGGAAUCUUACGAAAGUGUUGUGAUUCUAGUUGUGAAUUUGACUAACAAUUCCAAGUGUAGGUAAUGUGUUUUUGUUUUCCAUGUCUUACAACCUGAGGUUAACUGAAAAGGCGGGAAAAUGAUUUGGCAUUCAAAGUGAAGGUAACGCAAGCAACAUGAAAGUAGCUUUCAUGUAAAGUGAGUUUUGCCUCAAACAGCUCUUGUCUUUUCCCUUCAUGAUUGAAGUGUUUUUGGGCUUCCCUUGAGAGCAUUCAGUAUUUCUGUUGUAAGAACUUCCACUUAGAAACACAAAUUAUCAGGGGAUAUAAACAUCUGUGAGAUUCUGAGGAAUAAGAUGACCAUAUGAUGUUGAACACUGUACAGCACUGAAUAUACUAUUGUAUUGGUAGACCUGACUGUUUAACUCUUUCCUGUCCUAGCCUUGACGGUGUGCCGUUUCUGAUGCGAGACCGCACCUUGAGGAGGACUACAGACGUGGGGAAGGUGUUUCCUGCCAGACAGCUGGACGAUGUCUCCUCCUUCAACUGGACAGACUUGCACAGCCUCAACGCCGGCCAGUGGUUCCUCAAGGUACCACACUGUUACUCACACCCCCACUAGGGAGGAAUGGUACUGUCACACCCCCACUAGGGAGGAAUGGUACUGUCUGUCACAACACCGCUAGGGAGGAAUGGUACUGUCUGUCACAACACCGCUAGGGAGGAAUGGUACUGUCUGUCACACCCCCGCUAGGGAGGAAUGGUUCUGUCUGUCACACCCCCGCUAGGGAGGAAUGGUACUGUCUGUCACACCCCCGCUAGGGAGGAAUGGUACUGUCUGUCACAACACCGCUAGGGAGGAAUGGUACUGUCUGUCACACCCCCGCUAGGGAGGAAUGGUUCUGUCUGUCACACCCCCGCUAGGGAGGAAUGGUACUGUCUGUCACACCCCCGCUAGGGAGGAAUGGUACUGUCUGUCACACCCCCGCUAGGGAGGAAUGGUUCUGUCUGUCACACCCCCGCUAGGGAGGAAUGGUACUGUCUGUCACACCCCCGCUAGGGAGGAAUGGUACUGUCUGUCACACCCCUGCUAGGGAGUCUUAUGCAAUCUUUCUCUCUUUCUGAAGGUUUCUAACCAAAUGUAAGCAUGCAGUAAAUGUAUCUUUGUAGGACCUCACACCACCCUUUCUUUCACUAGGCCUAUAUUUCUCCUCCAUGCUUUGGGUCCAUUUCAUUGCCACACGGCUGAUAGGAAACCUCAUUAAUGAAGUGGAGAAAUUGCCCAAUUUUAUCAAUCAAGAUUACUUCCCUGGAUUGAGUUAAAAUAAAAUUGACUCAAACCCUGAUCUCAUCUCUCAUCAUAAAGUGGUGUAUUAUUACGAUUGCCAUGUAAAUCUAGAAAUACACUAAAUUGAUUAGCUUGACUGUGAGUACCUGUGUGCGUUGUCUUCUAGGACGACCCAUUCUGGACGGUCCAGUCCAUGGCUCAGAGGGAGGUGAUGCUGGUGGGGAACCAGAGUGUGUGUAGUCUGGAGCAGCUGCUGAGGCUAGCCGCCCUCCAUAACCACACAGUGGUGUUCAACCUGCGCCGACCUCCGCACGGACACCCCUGCUACCACAGCUGGAUCAACGAUACCCUGGAGGUCGUACGCCUGUCUGGGAUACCACAGCACCUGGUGAGACCGGCAUCACACACUGUUCCCCUUGGGGGGGGGGGGGGGGGGUUGUGUUGUGGUAUAGAAAGAGGAAGACAACACUAGUGUACCCGACUGAGAUAGUGGUCCUUUGUAGCUCAGUUGGUAGAGCAAUGGCACUUGUAAUGCCAAGGUAGUGGGUUUGAUUCCCGGGACCACCCAUACUUAAAAUGUAUGCACACGUGAUUGUAAGUUGCUUUGGAUAAAAGUGUCUGCUAAAUGGCAUAUAAUAAUAUUAUUAUUAUUAUUAUUAUUAUUAUUAGAUAGUGGACAGAAACUUGUUAGGGCUCAGACACUGUCCCCUUGGGUUAUCUAUGGAAAUCAAGAGGAGGAAAACACAACUCAUAGUAGAGAGAUGGAACUGACUACUGUCAGCUUGAGGCUGACCUGAAGAUUGCCUGUGACAUUCAUCAAUGUCACCAAUGUAAUAAUCAUUACUUUGUCAUCACUGAUGUCACUAACUGCACAUCUACAUGUCCCAUAACUAAUCUGAGCUGUGACUGUCGUCUCUGUGUCUGUCGUCUGUGUCUGUGUCUUUCUGUGUCUGUCUCUGUGUGUGUGUGUGUGUCUGUACAGGUGAUGUGGACCCCAGACUGGGACAGGGGGCAGGUAAGACAGGUGGCUCCAGGGCUGCAGCAGACGUCAGUAGAGAAGCUGCCUCCUCAGGUCCUUCACCAGCAGGGAAUCAGCAGACUACUGCUACGCUACAGCCAGGCCAGCCCCUAUGACAUCCGGUGGGUUAACAUACACACAUACACACAUCCACAGACACACACGCACUGUGUGUGCUUCUUCUGUAUAUGUGUGUCUGAAAUAUGAAUGUGUCUGUCUGCACCCCCCAGAGAGUUCUCCAGGAGCAACGUGAGCGUGACUCUGUACACGGUCAACGAGCCCUGGCUGUUUUCUGUGCUCUGGUGCAGCGGGAUCUCCUCUGUCUCCUCUGAAGCCCCCAACAUCCUCAAAAAGGUGCCUUACCCCAUCUGGCUCAUGGUAAGUCCCUCACAGCACCCCCACAGCACCCACCUAGCACCCACACAUUACCCCCACAGCACCCCCUAGCACCCACACCAUUACCCCCACAGCACCCCCUAUCACCCACACCGCCCCAGGCCCUCCUGGCACCCCUCUCUGGGUUAGCAGACUGACUCCCAGCAGGAAACACUGUGGGUGGUGCAGACUAGAGAAUAGAGCCCAUCCUGGGUGAGAUUCACAUGGAGUUCAGGAUAGCACUGCAUCUGUUACCCACCCUGUCUGUCUCUGUCUGUUAGCUAGUCAAUAUGGCCACUACCUACACCCUCCUUGUCUGGUAGUAUGGGAUUUAGGUGAAUGUGGAACUUAAUUAAAUUGUCCUUUCACUCCUAGUUUUACAAUAUUCUGACUAGAGUAUUCUCUUUUGUUAACUUGGAGCUCAUUUGAAUAACUAGUCCAUUAUGCAUUACACAUUAAUUACUGUACCACAAUAUUAUAUUAAUUUCAAUAUUACAUAAUUUUAGGAAGGUAUGCUUUGUUCUAGGUUUGUUACCUGCCUGUGAGUUGUUUUAGGAGACAGUGCCACCUGGUGGUCUAAUGCUGCCAUGUUGCGUUUCAGAGUCCAGAUGAAUACUGUCUGAUCUGGGUCGCUGCUGAUCUCAUCUCCUUCACUGUAGUUAUAGGAAUUUUUGUAUUCCAAAAGUAAGUACUCCUUUUCUGCUGAUUCUCUAGUUUUUUUUCUCAGGAUGUAAUUUUUAAAUGUAGUAAUUAACCUAAGUGUUUUACUUGAGAUUUAUUAGUCAACUGAUUUAAAGGAGGAAGAAAGCAGAUGCAAGCAUUUUUUUUACUGCGCCUACAUAGCACUGGGAAUAUUGUCUACUAUUCUCUCUCUCUCUCUCUCUCUCUCUCUCUCUCUCUCUCUCUCUCUCUCUCUCUCUCUCUCUCUCUCUCUCUCUCUCUCUCUCUCUCUUAAUUAACCUGUUAUUACUGCAGUAGUGCCUCUGGCAGCCUUUACACAGUUAACACAUCUCUUCCUCCCUCAGUGUGUCUGCUUCACACCCUCUCUCAUUCCACACAGCUGUGUGUGUUCUACCUCUCAGGGGCUUAGUGUACAAUUAUAUAAUUAUAAUAUCUGCCAUUUAGCAGACGCUUUUAUCCAAAGCGACUUAGUCAUGCGUGCAUACAUUUAUUACGUAUGGGGUGGUCCUGGGAUUCGAACGCACUAGCCUGGCGUUGCAAGAGCCAUGCUCUACCAACUGAGCUACAGAGGACCAGCAGGCUCCAUGUACAGCAGGAUCCUGUAUAUUGUACAAGCACACAUUAACAGAACUCUGCAUACACAGAUGACCGUUAUAUUGCAUUAAUUAGGGUUUCCCCAAGGGAAGAUUAACCAUGAUUUUUUUCAAGGUCAUUGUUGAUCUUCGACAGUGAAUCUACUAUAGUGUUUCUACACCCUCCUCCCCCAAUUAACUUCAGUGAAAGGCAAGAGUCCCUUAGCAGAGGAAUACCAUCCAGCCAAUGUGAAUACAAUUGUGUAAUGGGUAUUCACAGGCCAUUUUCCAGCAAGUAUGUUAAAACACAGGGAUGGGUGAAACCGUAGUUAUUUGAUAAAGCAUUUACAAUGCCAACACCGUGGCUUGGAGAAUCAGCUGGAGAGGUAUCUCUCAUCAACCAAACAAUGUUUCCCCUUACAGUUGUUUGCACUUUUAAGUAACAUCAAACCAGAAAGUAUGCUUCCUUGAAUCUUCUGAAAGACUGUAGGAAGCUGUUCCUAUGGGAGUUUCUCUAUUCUAAAAGGAAUUUCACCUUUCUUCCUGAGCCAUAACACUGUUGUGGGAUGGAGGACAGCAGAGCAAGAUCUCCAUCCUCUAGUCUUAUGGUGUAGGGUUUGCUAUGCUUAGCAAAGUGCUGGCCGCUGCUGGCUUCUAAACUGACCUCUUAAUCUUUCCGCCUUCUUUUGUCCUUUUUCCCUUCUCUUCCUCCUUUUUCCUUCUUCCUCCUGUCCUCUGCCUGAUGUGCAUGCUCCUCCUCUUCUCUGCUGCAUUCUGGCAUCUCUCAGCUAUCACAUUAUCAGGUAACUGGGUCAACUCUGACCCACGAUGCGUUUCCUUUUUCUCCCUCUUUCUUCCUCUCUCUCCAUUUCCCUAUAUUUAGCUUUAUCAUUUCAUCCUUUCUUUCUGUAUACGUCAUCCUUUAAAUCUUACAUCUAUCUCUUUCUUUUGUUUCUGUCUUUCUCUCACCUGUAUCAUUGUAUUUCACUGCUGCCACUUCUCAUUCUCCCAACACGAGGAGAGUAUAAAUACAAGCAAGCUUACCACUAUUGGCCUUUCAGUGGCAGACAGCAAUGCUUUGUCCCACACAGCACAAAUGCUUGUGUUCACUUUCAUCCCACUUGAAUUUUUUUUUAAACAUUAUCGACCGAAUGACAGUCUACAAAUUAAUUCAAGAAUUGUAUCAAACAAGGAAGAGCUCAUUUUCAUUUAUGGUGUUGAUUUGGACGAAAGCUCUACGUAUUUUUUAAAGUGCAUUGAUGCAUUAGCCAAGACACAAUAUUGCUAAUAUAAUCAUUUCAUUUACGUGCCUCUAUUUGUUAAUUACCAUAACCAAAUGGGUUGUGGAAGUAAAUCUUCUUCCCUCAGAUGUUACUCCAGUUAGUGUUGUGAUGCUCAAAGCCAGUCACAACCAAUGAUGUAUAUAAAUCCUGGAUUGCUGAUGCUAUGUACAGUUGAAGUCGGAAGUUUACAUACACUUAGGUUGGAGUCAUUAAAACUCGUUUUUCAACCACUCCACAAAUGUCUUUUUAACAAACUAUAGUUUUGGCAAGUCGGUUAGGACAUCUACUUUGUGCAUGAAACAAGUAAUUUUUCAAACAGUUGUUUACAGACAGAUUAUUUCACUUAUAAUUCACUGUAUCACAAUUCCAGUGGGUCAGAAGUUGACUGUGCCUUUACACUAAGUUGACUGUGCCUUUAAACAGCUUGGAAAAUUCCAGAAAAUGUUAUGGCUUUAGAAGCUUCUGAUAGGCUAAUUGACAUAAUUUGAAUCAAUUGGGGGUGUACCUGUGGAUGCAUUUCAAGGUCUACCUUCAAACUCAUGUGCCUCUUCGCUUGAAAUCAUGGGAAAAUCAAAAGAAAUCAGCCAAGACCUUAGAAAAAAAAUGGUAGACCUCCACAAGUCUGGUUCAUCCUUGGGAGCAAUUUCCAAACGCCUGAAGGUACCAAGUUCAUCUGUACAAACAAUAGUACGCAAGUAUAAACACCAUGGGACCACGCAGCCGUCAUACCACUCAGGAAGGAGACGCGUUCUGUCUCCUAGAGAUGAACGUACUUUGGUGCGAAAAGUGCAAAUCAAUCCCAGAACAACAGCAAAGGACCUUGUGAAGAUGCUGGAGGAAACAGGUACAAAAGUAUCUAUAUCCACAGUAAAACAAGUCCUAUAUCGACAUAACCUGAAAAGCCGCUCAGCAAGGAAGAAGCCACUGCUCCAAAACUGCCAUAAAAAAGCCAGACUACGGUUUGCAACUGCACAUGGGGACAAAGAUCGUACUUUUUGGAAAAAUGUCCUCUGGUCUGAUGAAACAAAAAUAGAACUGUUUGGCCAUAAUGACCAUCGUUAUGUUUGGAGGAAAAAGGGGGUAGCUUGCAAGCCGAAGAACACCAUCCCAACCGUGAAGCACGGGGGUGGCAGCAUCAUGCUGUGGGGGUGCUUUGCUGCAGGAGGGACUGGUGCACUUCACAAAAUAGAUGGCAUCAUGAGGAAGGAAAAUGAUGUGGAUAUAUUGAAGCAACAUCUCAAAGACAUCAAUCAGGAAGUUAAAGCUUGGUCGCAAAUGGGUCUUCUAAAUGGACAAUGACCCCAAGCAUACUUCCAAAAUUUUGGCAAAAUGGCUUAAGGACAACAAAGUCAAGGUAUUGGAGUGGCCAUCACAAAGCCCUGACCUCAACCCUAUAGAAAAUGUGUGGGCAGAUCUGAAAAAGCGUGUGCGAGCAAGGAGACCUACAAACCUGACUCAGUUACACCAGCUCUGUCAGGAGGAAUGGGCCAAAAUUCACCCAACUUAUUGUGGGAAGCUUGUGGAAGGCUACCCGAAACGUUUGACCCAAGUUAAACAAUUUUAAAGGCAAUGCUACCAAAUACUAAUUGGGUGUAUGUAAACUUCUGACCCACUGGGAAUGUGAUGAAAUAAUUAAAAGCUGAAAUAAAUCAUUCUCUCUACUAUUAUUCUGACAUUUCACAUUCUUAAAAUAAAGUGGUGAUCCUAACUGACCUAAGACAGAAUUUUUACUAGGAUUAAAUGUCAGGAAUUGUGAAAAACUGAGUUUAAAUGUAUUUGGCUAAGGUGUAUGUAAACUUCCGACUUCAACUGUAUUGGCCAUUAAGAGGCAUUGAAGCCACCGGUCAGCCAUAUUGGCACUCCCUAGUAGGGGCAGUCCUCCAUAGGAAUGAAUCGAAUUCUACAGUAUUUCAAUUAAAUGUGAUCAAGGACAAAAUUGGAUUUAUGUAUUUAAAAAAUAUAUUUGUAUGUUUAGCUCACAUAAUAUAAUGUAAAAGUAUGCAUUAAGGUGUCUGUAAUAUAAUACAUGGGGCAAAAACUAAUGUAGACAUUAAUAAAGGAAUUUCUAUAGCUUCCCCACCAUUGUAAAACAUAUUUUGGGAGUGCCAAGAUGGAGGCACGGUGUCUUCAACACAGUGCCCCCUGCCAGUCAUCUAGUGUAAUAUAUAAAUCAUUGGUCACAACUAGUCAGUAACUGAUCACAAGUAGUCAUUAUCUGAUGUAUGCACUUUCAGGGAAGUGGAGAUGUCUUUGGCUCAGACUCUGUUCUAUUUGUACAUGUUCUUGUAGAUUAAUGUGUGCAUAAAUCAUUCGAUUCAUUCAGUACAGCAACCAACUUCAAUAUCCGUCUGUUUUGAGGUCAGCCAAAUAGAAGUAGACUUUAAGGCAAAAUGGUGUCCAGUGCCCACACAUGUUGACCUAGAGUAGCAAUCUCCAAGCAAAAUGGGCGACACAUUUUGACAUGCCGUUAGCUCCAUAUAGGACAGGUCCUUGAGAGCAGAGGCAGCAGUACUGUGGUAUGACCAGAGGCUCUAUAUCAGGCCUCUCAACCUUGUUCCUGGAGAGCUACCCUCCUGUAGGUUUUCACUCCAACCACAGUUGUAACUAACCUGAUUCAGCUUAUCAAACAGCUAAUUAUUAGAAUCAGGGUUGGAGCGAAAACCUACAGGACGGUAGCUCUCCAGGAACAGGGUUGGAGAGCCCUGCUCUAUAUAAUGCCCUGACCUCUGUGACCAUUCCUCUCUAGGUGGAGGUUGAGUGGCAUGCACAGCUACAACCCUGAACAGAUCAUGCUGAGUGCCGCAGUCAGGAAGUCCAGCAGAGAUGUCAACAUCAUGAAGGAGAAACUCAUCUUCUCCGGUAAGGAAGGACGCCACAGAGAGGAGAGCUGCACGUCCUGUGUCUUCUGUAUUGUGUGUUGGUGUUUGUUUCUCUGGCUGUGUCCCAGUACUCUGAAAUGGCUUCCUCUCCUUUUCUCCUCUCCUUAUUUAUUUACCACUGAUCUGAUAACAUUGGAUAAAUUAAGUGGAUGCCCAGUUGUUUUGGCCAGCCAUAUUGCUUUCACCUAUUAAUCAGUGGUCACAGAAAAGGAGACGAGGGAAGGCAGCCAUUUUAGGAGUGUCUGGGGAUGUCAGUGUGUGACCCUAUCCCAGCAUGCAUCUCUCUGAGUGUUUGUAAUGUAAUUAUCCUCCCCAAGGUCAACCGCAGUAGCAGUCUCAUCCUGUGUGUGUGUGACCUGCACUCCUCUCCACCUCCACUCCUCUUCAUCCUGCCAUCUCUCCAUCCUCCUCUGGCUGCUCCUCCUCCAUUCCAUCCCUCCCUUCCCCUCUCUCUCUGCCUGCCCCGCCUUCCCCCCUCUCCUCCCCAAUCGCCCACCAGAGACCUGUGUCAUGUAAAAGGGCGCCUAGACAGCCCACUGUGACCCACCAGCCUCCCCUGGUGGGUGGUGAAAGGUAAGUCUAAUGAUGAUGAGGGUCUUCAAUGACCAUCAGUCAGUCCAAACCACUCUAGAAUAAUCACUCUACAAUAACCACUCUAGAAUAGCACUAGUUGGUCUUAGAAUAGAUAAGUGGUGACAGAGCAAAGAAAACUAAGGGAUUUCUCUGGUGUGGUUUGGGUAUGAUGUUGCAGUGAUAUUGUUUUGGAUGACCUGUGUAUUCAAUGUGCAUUUAUGUGGUCUGUGUUGUAUCAGUGAAAUACCCUGUGAACACUGACUGAUGUCCCUUCCCUCUUCUGCCUCCCAGAGGUGAGCAAUGGUGUGGGCAGUGCUGAGGACCUGUACAUGGAGAAUGGCUUCGACUACUACAACAAUGAAGGUAUCUCCCAUUGA